This is a messenger RNA of Asterias rubens (European starfish), 1770 nucleotides long. RefSeq lists its product as uncharacterized. Gene Ontology annotation, molecular function: zinc ion binding. Lineage: Eukaryota; Metazoa; Echinodermata; Asteroidea; Forcipulatida; Asteriidae. The record is from RefSeq and is a predicted model, not a curated record. Bases 661 to 1488 code for a protein of 275 amino acids. The transcript is spliced from 5 exons.
GUGCUUGGAUUGGGACUCAUUCUAGCCAAAACUGGUUGCCUGUUCAUGGCGUGGUGUAACAAGACUAACUGCAUAGCAAUACCAAUGUCAUAGCAAUCAUCAAAAUAAAGAUCCCAGAUAUUCACGGAUCAAUAAAUUGGCAUGUACCAUGACUUGAGCUUUACGCCAUGGUUGUACAAAUAAUAGGUCCAGAGUUGAGUUCCACUCUCUGCUUUUACCACUUUUAUCUGCUAAAAACGGUUCAUUUGUUUUUCAGAAAUUUGUUGAUUGAACAUGACCUCGGAUUGUUCAAGUAGUACAAACAGUUUAUCAAAUGUUGUUUGACCUUUACCCCUCAUGGAUUUUUAUUUACUUCUUACAAAUGUUGUUGUUCUUUGUGUUGUUUAUCUGCUAGACGAGAAAACAGUGGUUGAAAGUCACAAGUCCAUCAGUUAAUGAUUCUGAUGCUGAAACUCCACAUUCAAACAAAAAGUGGUUGAUAACUGGCGAGGACGACAUUCUCAUAUUACAUGUGAUCCCCAAAGCUUCAGUGACUGUUUGCUGAUUGUUGGUUACAACAGUGCAUUGUGUGGAAGGUCGGCCAACAAGGGCCACUACAGAACUGACUUUGAGUUGCUUACAAGUAUUCUCGACGAAAUCAUCAAUAUUCAAGGUCGCAGGAUGACUGCAAAGGACCAGGGCCUGAAAACAAUAGAAAGCAUUGACAUGAGGACGUCUGAGGUUAAAGGGUCAAAUGUCAAAGGUGACUCCAAGGUGGAGACUGAAGUGAGGCUAACUGCUGAAACAGCAAAGACACAUGAGCAGAUCAUACCACCGUUCUGUCGUAUCUGUUUUGAUGAGAGCUACAGCCCCCAAGAAGCACCUGUACUGGACCCCUCAUCUAAACCCGCUGGCCCCUCUACUACGCCUACUCCACCCUCAGGCAACCCACUCCUGAGCCCCUGCCUGUGCUCGGGUACAACUGGUGCUGUUCAUCUGGUAUGCCUUCUGAGGUGGCAGGCCGUCUCUAAGUCAGAUAGCUGUGAACUCUGUCAUGCAGAAUACAAGAUUCCGAAGGAGCGUUGCACGAAACAGAAUUUUGUCCAAUCUGACACCGAGUCUCUUCCUGUCAACCCUCGUCCUCAAAUAGCACUCAGAUGGCUCUCAAAAAGGUUGUUUUUGCUGCUGAUGCUUCUCUUUCUUCAAAUUAUACCCGUUGUUUUCGUUGUCUUGAUUAUGACAGUCAAUGUGGAGGGACAACUUCAGACGACUCCCAGCAGUGAGCUGGCGAACACCAGCUUGGGAAGGUUUGGUCGAGCUAUUCUAUCGGUUUCAGUUUGCUUGUUGUACAUACCACUCCUCUACGUUUGCCUCCUCAAAACUAGACAAUUCAUGAAAACUUCCACAAGUCAAAACCGCAGGCGAACCAGGAGAAGUUCCAGUGACUUUAACAUGUGGCAAAGACAACACGAAUAUAGAUACCACUUUGUAGAAGCUGGAAUAUUUUAAGUUUUGAAAGGUCAGUGUGUAAAUGGAGAAAGCAAUGGACCAAGCAUGGACCUUCCAGGUCUGUAAAUUGUAUGCUUAAAAUGUGAAUGGGCACGUACACCAAGUCAUUUUCUCCUUCGUAAAGGGCACCCUAUGAGGAAAUUGUUAAUUCCUACAUGUACUAUUGUACUAUUGUACUAUUCAGAGCAAAAUUAACGCCAGUGGACAUUUUCGGUAAGCAGUGUUGUCCAAGGCCCACACUUUGUGUAUCACAACUUAUGUAUAAAAUAACAAACCUGUGAA